Labrus bergylta (ballan wrasse) is the source of this 6709-nucleotide messenger RNA. It is a transcript of the gene tanc1b, whose product is annotated as tetratricopeptide repeat, ankyrin repeat and coiled-coil containing 1b. The record is from RefSeq and is a predicted model, not a curated record. Gene Ontology annotation, molecular function: protein binding. NCBI's taxonomy places the organism in Eukaryota, Metazoa, Chordata, Actinopteri, Labriformes, Labridae.
UCCCGGACCCGUAGCCUACCUUGGUGAAUCAAGUGGGGGAUUGAGUUUGUGUGGAGAUACGCUGCUGGAAGACUGGGAAACUUCUUUAAUAUCCAUGACAUUUAUCAGGGGCCCUAUAGAGAGGAUUCCAAGAAUCUCACCAUGUUUAAGGCAGUGCUGAAGAAGAACAGAGAUGGAGGAAAGGGGAGCAAGAAAGAUUCAGGCGAUGUCCACAGCCACAGUGCCCAAAGGAGAUUCCCACCUGAGGGAAACCCUCAACAGAUGGGGCCCGGCAGCGGCCAUCCUAACGUACCGGAUGAUGUUUUCAGAUUAAGCCUUACAAAGGGAGUGUCCAUGUCGCUUCCAUCCUCACCUCUCCUGCCAAGACAGUCCUACAUGAUGCCUUUGCGCACUGGCAAGAGAUCCCCAGGUCCAGUCAGGAAGCCUAAAUAUGUUGAGAGUCCUCGCGUUCCCUCCGAUGCCAUCGUGUCAGCGCUGAGGAAGGUGGCUGACAACAAGGAGUCCUCCCACAAUGAGCUGCAAGUGGAGAAACAGCCAAGCUCCUCCUCCCCUGCCACUCAGGAACUGAUGACAAGGCUUGGCUUUUUAUUAGGAGAAGGGAUCCCGGGUACGGCACGCAUACCUAUGGACGACAAGAAUGAAAAGAAGUGCUCUGUGACUAGCCAGGGUAUCAGCCCCUGCUCUACGCUGACCAGCAGCACGGCGUCUCCCUGCACCGACAGCCCAUGUUCCACACUCAACGGCACGACCAGCAGGCCCCCUCUCAGCCGCUCCAGCCCCUGUGGGACCAUCACUAGCCCCAGCUCCACACUUGAGAGCAAAGACAGUGGGAUCAUAGCCACCAUCACUAGUUCUUCGGAGAACGAUGACCGAAGCGGCUCCAGUCUGGAGUGGAGUAAGGAUGGCAGCCUGAGAGGCAGUGGGCGCCAUGGCCUUGCACAGAGUGUGCGGGUUGACACCUGCUCUCCUGUGGCUGAAGAAGACUCCAACAGCGCCACAGCAACACCAGCCAAUACGCCGUCCAGGACAGACCAGCUGCACCAGCAGACCAACAUAUCAGAAGGAGCACCACAGCCCCCAAGUCAUUCACCUGAGGGACUCAUUCCGUACCCACCACAGACUUCUUCUUCCCUCAUGAUGCCGAGGCCAAACUCUGUAGCAGCAACCAGUUCCACUAAGCUGGAAGACCUGAGCUACCUUGAUGAACAACGCAACACCCCCCUGCGGACAUCCAUUCGCCUGCCCUGGCAUAAUACAGGAGGAAGGCCACCUCAGGAUUCUAAAGCUCGCUUCGCUCCAUACAAACCAGUGGACAUCAUGCUCAAGCCUUUGCUGUUCGAGGUGCCCAGCAUCACCACGGACUCUGUGUUCGUGGGACGUGAUUGGCUCUUUCAGCAGCUUGAAGAUGUCCUAAAGGCCAGCAAGUCCACAGAGAACCAAGGCGCUGUAGUGGUGGGCAGCGUGGGCUACGGGAAGACGGCCAUUAUCUCCCGGCUAGUAGCACUGAGCUGCCACGGAGGCCGCAUGCGUCAGAUCGCCUCCAACAGUCCGAGUGCCUCCCCUAAAAAUGGCGCAGGAGCAAACACAGAACUUCCUCUCAGCCAGCCACCACAGCCCACUCCACCUUCCAGUGCUACCAACACACUGAAGACCAACAGCUGCCCAGGGACGCCUGAGAUACAGCGACAUAGGGAGGAGGCCGUCAGACGCCUUGCUGCAAAGGUGGCUGCAUACCAUUACUGCCAGGCAGAUAACACGUACACUUGCCUGGUACCAGAGUUUGUACAUAGCAUUGCUGCCCUGCUGUGCAGAGCACACCAACUCAGUGCGUACCGGGAGCUGCUGUUGAAAGAGCCAAACCUACAGAGCAUGCUCAGUCUGCGCUCCUGUGUGCAGGACCCCAUGGCUGCUUUUCGGAGGGGGGUCCUUGAGCCACUGGUCAACCUGCGUAAAGAGAGGAAGAUUCCUGAGGAGGACCACAUCAUCUUGAUAGACGGGCUGAACGAAGCUGAGUUCCAUAAACCUGACUACGGAGACACCAUUGCCUCCUUCAUCACAAAGAUCAUUACCAAGUUCCCACCCUGGCUUAAACUAGUGGUCACUGUCCGGGUCAAUUUACUGGAGAUCACCAGCCUUUUGCCCUUCUCCAAGAUCUCCCUUGAUGACUUUACAGACAACAAAGAGAUAAGCAACGACCUCAACGCUUACAUCCAGUACCGUAUCAAUGGCAGCAAGGAUAUCAUGAACAACAUAAGCCUGAAUGGCAAGGCUGACCCUAUCACAGUAGGCAAGCUCAGCAGCCACCUGAUCUCACGCAGCCAAGGCUCCUACCUGUACCUGAAACUGACCCUGGAUCUGUUUGAGAGAGGACACCUGGUGAUUAAAAGUGCCAGCUACAAAGUGGUCCCCGUCUCUCUGGCUGAGCUCUACCAGCUACAGUGCAAUAUGAAGUUCAUGACCAAUUCAGCCUUCGAGCGCUCACUGCCAAUCCUCAAUGUGGCGCUCGCCUCACUGCACCCCAUGACUGACGAACAGCUGUUCCACGCCAUCAACGCCGGCUUCAUGCAAGGGGAACUGCCAUGGGAGGACUUCACACAACGCAUGGACUUGCUCUCAUGCUUCCUCAUCAAACGCAGGGACAAGACGCGCAUGUUCUGUCACCCCUCCUUCAGGGAGUGGUUGGUGUGGCGAGCUGACGGAGAGAGUACAGACUUCCUCUGUGACCCCAGGACGGGCCAUGCUCUUAUGGCCUUCAUGCUCUCCCGCCAAGAGGGGAAACUCAAUCGUCAGCAGACCAUGGAACUGGGACAUCACAUCCUCAAAGCCCACAUCUUCAAGGGCCUGAGUAAGAAAACAGGUGUGUCAUCCAGUGUGCUGCAGGCUCUGUGGAUAAGCUGCAGCGCCGACGGCCUUUCUGCAGCCCUGGCCUCCCUGAGGAAUCUUUACACACCAAACGUCAAGGUGAGCCGGCUGCUGAUGCUGGGUGGGGCAAACGUCAAUUACCGCACCGAGGUGUUAAACAACGCUCCAGUACUCUGUGUCCAGUGUCACCUUGGCCACCUGGAAAUCGCCUCUCUGCUGCUCGAGUAUGGGGCUAGCGUUGACGUGGUGUCUGAAAAUGGCAUGAGCCCACUUUGCUUUUCAGCUGCCGCGGGACAUUUGAGUCUGGUCAUGCUGCUCUGCAAGAGAGGUGCUAUGGUUGAUCAUGUAGAUAAGAGUGGUCAGUGUGCACUCGUCCAUGCUGCGCUCAGAGGACACCCAGAGAUUAUCCAGUACCUACUGGACCUAGAGUGGAGUGCUGAGGGGCAGCAGCAGGACUGCACUCUGAAGAACAAAGCUCUGCAGCAGGCUUUAAUAGCAGCCUCCAGCAUGGGACACACACAGGUUGUGAGAGGCUUGCUGGCAUUGAAUAAUGAGCAUGCUGUGCAAAUUGAUAGCCAUGACACUCUGUGGGGAGAGACAGCUUUGACGGCAGCAGCAGGUCGAGGGAAGUUGGAAGUUUGCAGCUUCCUGUUGGAGCAGGGGGCGGUGGUGCAGCAGGUCAACAGGCGAGGGGUGUCUCCUCUUUUCUGUGCCGUCAGACAGGGACACUGGCAGAUUGCAGAACUGCUGUUGCAGCACGGUGCUGACAUCAACAUCAGCGACAAGCAGGGCAGGACCCUUCUGAUGGUGGCUGCCUGUGAGGGUCACUUGAGCACUGUAGAGUUUCUGCUUUCUAAAAGUGCAUCUUUGAUUUCGAUGGACAAAGAGGGGCUCACACCCCUGAGCUGGGCAUGUUUAAAAGGACAUAAGAACGUUGUGCAGUUUUUGGUGGAGAAAGGUGCAGUCAUAGACCACACGGACAAAAACGGACGGACUCCGCUGGACCUCGCUGCUUUCUAUGGAGACGCAGAGAUUGUCCAGUAUUUGGUGGAGAGAGGAGCAGUGAUAGAGCAUGUGGACUUCAGUGGGAUGAGGCCUCUGGACCGGGCCAUAGGCUGUCGAAACACAUCGGUGGUGGUGACUCUGCUGAAGAAAGGGGCCAAGCUGGGAAAUGCUGCUUGGGCCAUGGCUACGUCAAAGCCUGAUAUACUCAUCAUCCUCCUGCAGAAGCUGAUGGAGGAGGGGAAUCUACUUUACAAGAAAGGGAAGAUGAAAGAGGCGGCCCAGAGGUAUCAGUACGCCCUGAGGAAGUUUCCUAGAGAAGGCUUUGGAGAUGACCUGAAGGCAUUUAAAGACCUCAGGGUCUCUCUGUAUCUCAAUCUCUCCCGCUGUCGCAGAAAAACCAACGAUUUUGGGAUGGCUGAAGAGUUUGCUACAAAAGCACUGGAGCUGAAACCCAAAUCCUAUGAGGCUUACUAUGCCCGUGCAAGAGCUAAAAGAAGCAGCAGGCAGUUUACAGCAGCCCUGGCAGACCUGCACGAAGCGGCCAAGCUGUGCCCCAACAACCGAGAGAUCCGUCGUCUGCUGGCUCGAGUAGAGGACGAGUGUAAACAGAUGCAGCGUGUUCAGACUAAAGGAGGCCUCGCUGGAGCUGCAGCUGCUUUGAGUCAGGCAUCAGGAGGCCACGAGUCUGAUCAGGAGCCAGACGAAGGACAGGGAGACCUGUCAGAGCACAGCCUCGGCAGGAGCGUGGACGGACAAAGAGACAUCCUGGAGGAGGAGGAAGAGGAGGAGGAGGAGGAGGCGUCGCUGCAAGACAGGCCAACUGAAGCGUGCUGGACUCAGAACAGUUAUUCCUACAACAGAGUCGUACCCUCUGAGCCUGGUACCAACAACUUGUUACACCAGAGCCUGAGCCCCAGCUCACCCCCAGGCCCCGGCAGGCUCCCCCUCCACCGGUACCCUCGAGAGCACCGGGAGGCGGUGGCCCAACAGGGUUUGGUGCUGCAGCCCACAAAGCAGGCCCAAAUCGUCAAGACCAACCAGCAUUUGAGCUCCAUGCAGGCUGUGGGAGGGGCCGUCGGGGGCCGCACCACAGGGGCCAAAUCUCAAUAUGCUCCUUCCAGUCCCUUACCCAGCCGACAUAUGUCCAGUAUGUUGAAGCCGGGCCCCGGCAUUGACAUUAGCCCUCUGCCGCCCCCCACUGACGAGCCAGUGUACGGAAACCGCCUGUCUCUAGCAUCUGCAUCCGUCUCUAUGGGUCACAGCUGUGAAAACGAGAGUCUACACUCCUCCCAAGCCUCUUACUCAUCCUGCAGCAGCUCCAAGGGUCCGGGACAAGACCGGCUGUCUGCACACUCUGUAUCCUCCCUGGACGGAUUGGCCUGUUCCGGUCCUGCACCUCAGGGGAACCACACAGACCCAGAAAAGGAACUGAUGUGUGCGGCAGCAGGAUUGCAGGCGGGCGGCGGCAGCAGCAGCAGCAUGCGAGUGUCCAGCUCCACCAGUAGCCUGGCGUCCAGCAGCAGCCUAUCAGACAGUGGCAAGCUGGGACCUGAUGUCCGCACCAAGAUAUCUGACAAAUCCAAGCACAGCCAACAGGCCAGCGCUGCAUCAGAGUACAAACCCAGACCCUUCAUGGGCAUCACUGACAAGACGGCACGCUUUCAGCAGCAGCUCCAACAGCAGCAUCAAGGCCUGCAGUGUCACCCGAGCCGCAGCUGGAUGAACCACUCGUCUGACGGCCUCAUGUGUCACAACAUGUCAGUUAUGGGCCUUCAGCCCAUCGACUGUGAGCUGCCUUAUACCAAAACUGUGAGCACUUACCAUGAGCAGCACAAACCUCCACCACCUCAGGGUGCUAUGGCUAUGAGUAGCUUACAAAAUGGCAUGCAUGCCAAGGAAUUCACAGAGAAGUUCUGCCAAGCCGCCAACUGUUACAUAGAGUCCAAGCCAGCGCUGGCUCUUCCGCACACUUUCAUGGACAGUAAGCCCAAGCAGCCUGGCCUCGCCCGAGAUAAUCCUGCCAUCCACGUAGCGUCAAUGAAACCAAAGCGAUCAUUUAUAGAGUCGAAUGUGUAGAGAUGUUUGCUUUAUCUCUCAUACAGUCCACAACGCACAAAACAACCGCAAAAAUCUUAAGUGAGGAAAAAUUUGUUUUAACUUUUUAAUCAACUUCAAACCCUAUACAGUCUCACUUCAAAGCCUUGUAACAAGUACAGAAUCAAGUGCUUUGUUUUUCCUGUGUGAAUACAGACAGGAAGUGUACAGAACGCUCCAGCUUUUCUCCUCUCAACCUGUCACUUGUGGCUGUCAGCUUCUGUUACUAGACAACAUGUCCGCCAUUGUUCAGCCAAGCUGGAGACAUUGCACUGAAGGAAGUAUUUGGACAUUCAAUGUACAGUCCUCAUCAACGCAGCGGUGACAGUAAGCACUUUAUACACAUUUAAGCCGCUCAAGUGCUUAAACAACAUAUUCAGUUACAGCAUUAUGUCAUCACGGAACAGUUUAAGUUAUACUGGGUUUGAACUAUGUUCACUACGUCCAUGGUGCUGAGAGAGGAAAAAAACAAGACGAGUCCUCAGUGAAGGUGUAAGAAAGUUUAAAGGACGGGCAUUCCUGUGUUUAAGGAAGGAUGUUGAAGAUCCUCACGUUGUGAAUAUUAUAUAAAUAUGUACUCUCCUUCUUUUCACUGAAGGUCUAUGUUUAAUGUAAUGACAAGUUCAGACUUGUGUAUUUUGAGUUUUAUGCACAAUGUUGUUCAGAAGAUGUUAAAGGUUCUAAAAAAGCAUUUUGUUCAAUGUGUUUGUACAUUAUAUAAAUCACCAUUAACAUGGAAUUGAAUCCC